Messenger RNA from Caenorhabditis remanei, 1158 nucleotides. RefSeq lists its product as uncharacterized. The transcript is spliced from 8 exons. The record is from RefSeq and is a predicted model, not a curated record. Lineage: Eukaryota; Metazoa; Nematoda; Chromadorea; Rhabditida; Rhabditidae. Bases 1 to 1158 code for a protein of 385 amino acids.
AUGCUAUCAAUCAGUAUCGGAAGUCAAUCGUCUUCACACCGGCUGCUGGAUCUCUUCUCAACUGCUCACAUCGACAAGUCAUAUGCGAUCACCAACGCCAAGGAUACAACAUCGUCGACAAUGCUUGAAGAGAUUCCUCCAACUAUGUUUGGAGAUACCCUUUUAACAGAUGACAGAAAAAUGCUGUUCAAUGCAUGGAUAAAAGCCACUAACCAAGAUUUCUACAAAACAGUCAAAGUGGAAGCACAUUGUGCACAGAAAAAGAGGAUAGGAGAGAAGGGGAAACAUGUUUGUAAUCCGAUGAAGGACAACAGAACUGCAAUAUCGAAUCAUUCACAACUCACCUAUCCGUCAAAUUCUUUGCCAACUGCAUUGACACCUCCGAGAACAGAACUAUACCUCACAUCAUCCACCAAUUCGGAUUCCUCCGACGUCGUUGCUCAUUACCAACAAGAAUCAAUAAAACAACUACGGAAAAACGCAUUACUAACUGCUGAAAAUGAUAGGAAACUACUAUUCAAUGCAUCGAGACUCACCAAUAACCAAGAUUUCUACAGAAAAGUUGUAGAAGAAGCGUAUUGUGCACAGAAAGAGAGGGUUGGAGAGAAGGGGGACGGAGGGAAAUAUGUUUGUAAUCCGAAGAAGGUGAAGAAGGAUUGCACAUUGAUAUCCUUGGGUCUCAACAAUCAAAUUGGGUUUGACAAGCAUAUUUACGAAGCAACGGGUCGACAAUGCAAGAUUCUCGGAGCAGAUAUUUACCAACAAGAGCAACCAACUCGGGAUGCCUAUGAGAAGAUGAAUGGAGAACUGUUUGCUGCAAAGAUUCCAAAUGACCUAACCAUCCCACAAAUGCUGGAAAAAACUGGGAGGAUUGACGUGGAAUUCUUGAAGAUUGAUAUAGAAAAAGGAGAGUUUACUGCUUUGGAGCCAUUAAUUAAGGACUAUUUUGUUUGUCAGAUCUUCAUCGAAAUCCACGGACUCCCUUCUGACCAUUUGAGGAUGCUCCAGAUUAUUGCAAAAUAUGGCUUCCGAAUAUUCAAUGUGGAUGAGAACUUGUUAUGUCCCCUCUGUUGUGAGUACAGUAUGAUCAAUGAGUUGUGUAUGGCACAGUUCGAAGUGGUUCCAUUGGCUAUUACCAUUCCUCAAUUGAAUAGUUAA